This is a messenger RNA of Podarcis raffonei (Aeolian wall lizard), 4849 nucleotides long. Its product is annotated as zinc finger protein 850-like. NCBI's taxonomy places the organism in Eukaryota, Metazoa, Chordata, Lepidosauria, Squamata, Lacertidae. Bases 92 to 4531 code for a protein of 1479 amino acids. Gene Ontology annotation, molecular function: DNA-binding transcription factor activity; RNA polymerase II cis-regulatory region sequence-specific DNA binding. The transcript has 9 exons. The record is from RefSeq and is a predicted model, not a curated record. Gene Ontology annotation, biological process: regulation of transcription by RNA polymerase II.
GGGCUAGAAUCCUUUGAGGAGGCAGCUGUGUAUUUCACCAAAGUGGAGUGAGAUCUCUUCGAUCCAGGCUAAAGAGCUCUUCAAGAAAGCCAUGCCAGAGAAUUGUGGGAAUAUGGCCACUCCGGCAGGUGAUGAGCAAGACAGCAUGAAUUAUAGGAACCCACCAGUGGUGUCACUAGAAACAACCCAAGCUGAAGCCGGAACAGAGAUAUUUGGAAAUCAAAUGGAACAAAAGAGGCUCAAGGGAAACCAUUCAAAGAAUGUGAACAUGCCCAGCGCUUCUCAGGAUGCUGGCAUCCACAAACUUCUGGCCGCACAAGAUCAGAAAGGAAAGAGAAGCAAAGAUAUUCUAGUAGAGGACGAAAUAUUAAAAAAUGAACCAAUAUUAAAUGGACACUGCAGAAAACAAACAGUAGAGAAGCCGUAUAGAUGUAUGGAAUGUGGGAAAAGCUUCAGCGUGAGCAGUAGUCUUGCUACACAUCAAAGAACCCACACAGGCGAGAAACCAUAUACAUGCCUGGAGUGUGGGAAAAGCUUCAUUGACAGUGGGAGUCUUUGUGCACAUGCAAGAACCCACACAGGAGAAAAACCAUAUAAAUGCUUGGAAUGUGGUAAAUGCUUCAGUGUAAGUGGAAGUCUGGCUUCACAUCAAAGGACGCAUACAGGGGAGAAACCAUAUACAUGCCUGGAAUGUGGAAAAAGCUUCAGUGUGAGCGGUAGCCUUGCUUCACAUCAAAGAAUUCACACCGGGGAGAAGCCAUAUAAAUGCAUGGAGUGUGGAAAGAGCUUCACUGUAAGCAGUAGCCUUACUUUACAUUUAAGGACCCACACAGGGGAGAAACCAUAUGUAUGCAUGGAGUGUGGGAAAAGCUUUAACAAAAGUGGAAACCUUAAUACACACCGACAAACUCACAUGGGCGAAAAGCCAUAUAAAUGUUUGGAAUGUGGAAAGACCUUCAGUCAACAUCAACACCUCACUUCACACGUAAGAACCCACACAGGGGAAAAACCAUAUAAAUGUAUGGAGUGUGGAAUGAGCUUCAGUGAUGGUGGAAGUCUUACUGCUCACAAAAGAACCCACACAGGAGAAAAACCAUAUAAAUGCCUGGUAUGUGAAAAGACUUUCAGUCAGUGCGGAAACCUUACUGCACAUCAGAGAAUCCACACAGGAGAGAAACCGUAUCAAUGUAUGGAAUGUGGGAAAAGUUUCAGUGUGAGUGGAAGCCUUUCUGCACAUCAAAGAACCCACACAGGAGAGCAACCAUAUAAAUGUGUGGAGUGUGGAAGGAGCUUCAGCGUGAGCAGUAGUCUAACUUUACAUCAAAGAACUCACACAGGUGAGAAACCCUAUCAAUGUAAGGAGUGUGGGAAGAGGUUUAGCAAAAGCAGAAACCUUAAAAUACAUCAGAAAACCCACACAAUGAAGAAACCUGCCCUGUUGGUGUCCUUUGAAGCAGUGGCUGUGUAUUUCAGCAAGGGGGAGUGGGAUCUCCUGGGUCCAAGCCAAAGAGCUCUCUACAAGGAAGUCAUGCUGGAGAAUUAUGAGAGUGUCGCCUCUCCAGAAAUUCCUAAGCCAGUCCUCAUCUCCCGCCUGGAAGGAGGUGAAGAGCCAUUUGUCUGGAUCUGCGAGGAAGGAGAGAGAUUGGCAGGAGGUGAUCAGUACAACAGUGAAAACUCUAGUCAGCCAGCAGGAACAUGCAAGCAGAAAGCAGGGAAGGAGAUGCUUGGAAAUCCAUCAGGACAAAAGAGACCUGAGGGAAAUCAAUCAAAGAAUGGAAGGAAAGAGUCCUCUACUUUUCUGGGUGCUGGUGACCUUGAACUUCUGAACCCAGAAUAUCACCAAAGAAAGCAACCAAAAAAGUGUCCCAUCUUUGGGGAAAUGAUCAAAGAUAAAUCAGUACUGAAUAGAUACCACAGAACCCCCACAGGGGUGAAACUAUAUGAUUGCAUGAAGUGUGGGAAGAGCUUUAGAGAUAGGGGAACUCUCACUAGACACUGCAAAACCCACACAGGGGAGAAACCAUACAAGUGCAUGGAGUGUGGAAAGAGCUUUAGAGAUAGGGGUAGUCUUACUGAACACAAAAGAACUCAUACAGGGGAGAGACCAUAUAAAUGCUUGGAAUGUGGGAAAAGCUUCAGUGCGAAUGGAAACCUUAAAGCACAUAAAAGAAUCCACACGGGGGAGAAACCAUAUAAGUGCAUGGAGUGUGGGAAAAGCUUCAGAAACAGCGGAACUCUUAGUGAGCAUGAAAGAACUCACACAGGGGAGAAACCGUAUAAAUGCUUGGUAUGUGGGAAAAGCUUCAGCGUGAGUGGAAGCCUUAAAACACAUGAAAGAAAGCACACAGGAGAGAAACCAUACAUAUGUAUGGAAUGUGGAAAGAGCUUCCGUGACAGUGGGAAUCUUGUCAUACAUGCAAGAACCCACACAGGAAUGAGACCGUAUAAGUGCGAAGAGUGUGGAAAAAGUUUUAGUGUGAAUGGAAGUCUUACUAAACAUAAAAGAAUCCACACAGGCGAGAAACCAUAUAAAUGUAUGGCAUGUGGAAAGAGCUUCCGUGAUGGUGGAACUCUUAGAAAACAUGAAAGAACCCACAUGAAUGUAUCAAACCGAGCUGUGAUUCCUAGAGAGGCAGGAAGUUUUGGAACUGGGGGAAGACCGUCGCCGACGCACCUCCAUUUGGAUUUGGAGGAAAGAGGCUCGUCGUCGGGAAUCCCAGGCGAGAAGCGGCGGGCAGGAGACGAAAGAGGCGACGAGGUGCCACGCGGCGGGCGGCGAGCAAUGGCAUCAGAGGCCCAAUCUGGAUCAUCGCUUGCUGGAGCUGGAGUGGAAACUUCUGCCAGGGACCCAUCACAGCGGCUGGUGUCCUUUGAGGAGGUGGCUUUGUAUUUCAGCAAGGGGGAGUGGGAUCUCCUGGGCCCCUGCCAGAGAGCUCUCUACAAGGAAGUGAUGCUGGAAAAUUAUGCAAAUGUAAUGUUUCUGGCUAAUCAGUGGGACAAGAGUUACAGUGAGCCACUGGAAACAGGCCAGCAUAAAGCAGGAGAAGAAAUGUUUGGACUUCAAAGGGGGAAAAAUAGGCUAGAAAGAUACCAAUCAAAGAAUGGGAGGAAGAAUUUUUCUAUUUCUCAAGGUGCAGAUGACCAUGAAGUCCCAAACCCAGAAGACCACAAAAGAAAUCAACUGAAAAAGUGGAUAGUGUAUGGGGAAAUAUGCAAAGAUAAAUCUGCAUUAAAUAGACAUUUCAGAACCCGCACAGGGCAGAUCCUAUAUAAAUGCACAGAAUGUGGGAAGAGCUUCAACAAGAGAGGAAACUUCAUUGUACAUCAAAGAACCCACACAGGGGAGAAACCUUUUAAAUGCAUGGAGUGUGGGAAAAACCUCGGUGAUAGGAGAAGUCUCAUUGUACAUCAAAGAAUCCACACAGGAGAGAAACCGUAUGAAUGCCUGGAGUGUGGAAAGAGCUUCAGUGAUAGAAGAAGUCUUUUUGUACAUCAGAGAACCCACACAGGGGAGAAACCAUAUAAGUGCAUGGAGUGUGGAAAGAGCUUCACUGUGCAUCGUAGCCUUACUUCACAUCAAAGAACCCACACAGGGGAGAAACCAUAUCAGUGUAUGGAGUGUGGACACAGUUUUAUUGACAGAGGGUAUCUUGCUAGGCAUCAAAGAAGACACACAGGAGAGAAACCAUAUAAAUGUAUGGAAUGUGGAAAGAGCUUCAUUGAAAGGGGACAUCUUGCAAGGCAUCAAAGAAAUCACACGGGAGAGAAACCAUAUCAGUGCAUGGAGUGUGGAAAAAGCUUCAGUGAUUCACGAGCUUGUUCUAAACAUCAAAGAACCCACACAGGGGAGAAGCCAUAUCAAUGCAAGGAGUGUGGAAAAAGCUUUACUCAUAAUGGAAGCCUUAAUGUACAUUUGAGAACCCACACAGGGGAGAAACCAUAUGAAUGUGUGGUAUGUAGAAAGACCUUCACUCAGAGAGAUCACCUUAUUUCACAUCAGAGAACCCACACAGGAGAGAAACCCUAUAAAUGCUUGGUGUGUGGAAAUACCUUCACUCAGAGGAGUAACCUUAUUUCACAUCAAAGAACACACACAGGGGAGAAACCAUAUCAAUGCAUGGAGUGUGGAAAGAGCUUUAGUGAUAGGAGAAGUCUUACUGUGCAUCAAAACAGCCACACAGGGCAGAAACCACAUGAAUGCACGGAGUGUGAAAAGAGCUUCAGUGAUAGGAGAAGCCUUAUUGUACAUCAAAAAACUCACACGGGGGAAAAACCAUAUAAAUGUAUGGAGUGUGGAAAAGGUUUUUGUGAAAGAGUAUAUCUUGUUAGACAUGAAAGAAGGCACACAGGAGAGAAGCCGUAUGAAUGCUUGGCGUGCACAAAGACCUUCACACAGAAAGGUCACCUUAUUUCACACCAGAGAACCCACACAGGAGAGAAACCCUAUAAAUGUUUGGUGUGUGGAAAGGCCUUUACUCAGAGAAGUAACCUUAUUUCACAUCAAAGAAUACACAUAAGUGAGAAACCAUAAAAAUGCAUGGAAUGUCAGAACUCCAGCAAAAACAGAAACCUUACUAUAAUUCACAUAGCCCACAUAAGGAGGGAGAAACUUGCCCUAGUGCCAUUUUUCUUACCCAACUUAGCUAGCACUCAGUCAGGAUCAGGGGUAUAGCUGGUAUAAAAGCAGAAUCCACAGCACUGAUUCCAGAAAGGCACUGAUUCCAUGGAAGACCAAUUAGUACCAGGAACUGUAAGAGAACCUGAAACUUCGCCAAAAGUUCCCAAUAGCAUUGAAGGAAUUGGACAUUUUUUAAAAAAAAUAAAUCUUGUAUACAGUUCAAUUUGGGAA